This is a messenger RNA of Cynoglossus semilaevis (tongue sole), 2129 nucleotides long. RefSeq names its product carbonic anhydrase XII (gene ca12). The transcript is spliced from 9 exons. Gene Ontology annotation, molecular function: carbonate dehydratase activity; zinc ion binding. The record is from RefSeq and is a predicted model, not a curated record. Bases 71 to 1576 code for a protein of 501 amino acids. Lineage: Eukaryota; Metazoa; Chordata; Actinopteri; Pleuronectiformes; Cynoglossidae. Gene Ontology annotation, cellular component: plasma membrane.
UGGAACAUUCAAGCUCCUGCACUGCACUGGGCUAACAUCUCCAUCAUCAUCAUCGGAGUGGGCUGAGAGGAUGAAGAUGCUUCCUCUGAGCGUCAUAUCCUUCCUUCUUCUACAGCUGUCUGCUGUGCUGCAUGGUGCUAAAUGGACAUACAAUGGGCUGAAUGGAGAGCACCACUGGUCUAGGAACUAUCCAUACUGUGGUGGAGCUUUUCAGUCUCCAAUAGACAUCAAGUCAGAGCUGCUCAUGUUCGACCCAACCCUGCGACCAAUUGAAGUUCAGAACUACAUUCUUUCGCACAGCGAGCUGCUCACACUAGGAAACAAUGGACAUUCUGUGCAGAUCUCUCUGCCUUCUAAGAUGCACAUCUCCAGCCUCCCUCAUCGCUACACCGCAGCUCAGCUCCACUUCCACUGGGGCUCCUCCAGCAGACCUGCUGGCUCAGAGCAUACGGUCAACGGUAAACAGUACGCAACAGAGAUGCACGUGGUUCACUUUAAUUCAGACAAAUACCCCAACAUUUCCAUGGCUGUGGACAAAUCUGACGGCCUGGCAGUUCUGGGCGUCCUGAUCGAGAUCGGAGAAUUCAAUCCUGCCUUUGAAGAGUUUCUUAGAUUCAUCAAUGGGAUUAAAUACAGAGAUCAAAAACUACAAGUGCCCGGCUUCAAUGUCCGAGCACUUCUUCCUGCACAUCUGGACGAGUAUUAUCGUUACGACGGGUCACUGACCACUCCACCGUGCUACCCCAGUGUACUGUGGACCAUCUUCCGAAACCCCGUGACAAUCUCUCGCAAACAGUUUUUGGCUAUGGCUACAACCCUGUACUCCUCCCAUGCCCAGGACUCAGCCCCCGAACCACUGAAUGGCAACUACAGGAAACCGCAGCUCCCUGACAGUCGUAUCGUCCUGACAUCAUUUAAAGGAGGCAGAGGGAUGCAAGGCACCCCUACAGUCUCAUCACCACUCACAAGGAAGCGAAUCCUUCAGCAGCUGCUGGUCGGCGACCUCGCAGACUUGGCUGAUGAAGGCCUCCAUCAGCUCUUACCGAGUGGCCCAGAGAAGCACCACACUGGCACAAAGAAAAGCCACAAGUACCAGCAGGGUGAGACUCUACCCAAGUCUAAACACCAGAUGAUGAAGCAAUCCCUGAAGAAAAAAAGCCAGACCAACCACUAUGUGGGAAACCAAGGUCUGGCUGAAGAUGCCCUCUGCUACGUCUCGCUGGAGCAGAGAAUUGUCCGGCAGCUCAAACAGUCUCACACAGAGACUCAGCUGGUUCACACUCUCAGAGACUCAGUGUUUCCCCAGCUCAACCUCAAGAGCUACCUGGACUGUAAAUCAGACUUAGCCCUGUCGACAAUCAGGAGCAUCCUGAAUGCACGGCCAACGGACGAGGCCUUUGAAUUAGACCGCUCUCUGACAAAAGCCUUGAUGAAUCAGAAGAAGACUCACACGGUAAUCAAGGAAAACGUUCCUCUGACUAAGUAUGGUAGUCUCUCUCCGGCUUCUGUUCCCAGGAAACCACACAGCAAGGCCUCUCCACAUCCUUGGCUUUUGCCAAUGGAAUGGGAAGACUAAAGAGAUUCCCAGCAUAGCUCAGACUUACGUUUUGUCACUUUCUAAAAGCAGACGUCAGUAGUACGGCCAAGACUCAUUUGGAAGACACACCCUGCAUUUGUUUGACCAACCAAAGCUUUUUGAAAUUAUAUUUAAUAUUUUAAGUAUUCUUCCAGUAGACAGACAUAAUGAUUGGUUUUAUACCAGAAAAUGACCCUGGUAUGAUUUCAUUUACGAUGGGUUCUUCUGGUUCCUUGUAUAUAUACUUAUUCCAUUUCAGUCAGUCGGCAGGAACUGAUCUCUGCUGAAGCAGGUUCUUUAACAUUUGGCCAUGGAAACUGCAGGACGGGAGAAUUGGCUGCACGAAAUGGCUGUCUGGUGCUGAACAUCCAUCAAAUUUAUACCAGCACAUUCCUGCAAUCUGGUAACUGUGGUGAAACCUCAAAAUAUCCAUCUUUUACAAGGUAGAAAUGCAUCAAACCCAAGCGAAAUGCUCUACAUACCACUGACAAUGUGUCAGUACAGAUGUUCACAAUAGCUUCUUUUCAGAUACUACUCUCAAUAAAAGCAUUAU